Messenger RNA from Musa acuminata AAA Group (dessert banana), 3590 nucleotides. RefSeq names its product protein app1. Gene Ontology annotation, cellular component: nucleus. The transcript is spliced from 10 exons. Bases 438 to 3266 code for a protein of 942 amino acids. Gene Ontology annotation, biological process: regulation of mRNA splicing, via spliceosome. Lineage: Eukaryota; Viridiplantae; Streptophyta; Magnoliopsida; Zingiberales; Musaceae. Gene Ontology annotation, molecular function: mRNA binding. The record is from RefSeq and is a predicted model, not a curated record.
CUCAGUUAGCCCUAACCCUAUAUUCUUCGCUGCCUCGCCGCCUCUCCUCUCCUCGGCUUUGCGUCGCUCUCCUCCUCUGCUCGAUCUUUCCCUGGACCGAUCUGGCGGUGGAGGAUCUCGGGGAAUGUGAAGUAAUAGGCGAAGGAUCCUUCGUGACGACAGAGAACCAGUCACCAGCCUCCCGCCCACCACCGUUUUCUCUUUACCGCUCUGGAUCGGGUUUUUCGUCAGCCCGAUCAUCCUUCGGUACCAAGCAUUCUGCGUUUGCUGAGCGUGCUCCUUCACCAAACUGGUUGUUAUUUGUUGUUGAUUUCACGUUUAGGGGCGGCCCACCUCUGAUCUCUCUUCCCUCUUGUUGAUGCGUGCGAGAGGUAUCCUAGAUCUGUGGUUUUUCACUUGUACUUGGGUAAUUAGCUACAUUGGAAUUACUCUCAUCCAUGGCUGCAAAAGUUGAUCCAUCAGCUUCUGCUGAAUCUCGCCGUAUGCAAUAUACUGGAUCUAUGUCUACAUCAGCAAACAGUCCUAAAAUCUCCAUGUUUGGAGCAAAAUCUGGAUUUGUUAUACCAAAAAAUAAACUGUCUGGUUCAUUGGUUCCUAUCUUCCAAAGGGGGGGGAAAUUGGAAGGUGGUAAUUCUGUUAAGGAAGAAACAACUAAACAAGUUCAGAGAAAAACAAAGUGGGGACCUGAUCUUACACUGGAUGCUGCUGUCAGAAACGGAAGAGCCUUAGCAUAUCAGACUCGACUGGAGCAAAUUACCCAGCAGCUGAAGCAUGGGCAUUUGGAGAUAAAAGAUAAUCAAAGCCCUCUUUCAAUAAAGCAGAAUUUGGAUGAUGAUUCUGAUAGCCACCAGAUUGACAAAGAGUCUAAACCUUUAGCGUGGAAUAUGCAGACCUCAAAGCUAGAGCUUUUGGAGUUGGAAAGGCGAGAAGUUAUUGGUGAAAUAUUACGUCUGAAUCCUUCAUACAAACCUCCUGCUGAUUAUAAGCCAUUACUGAAAGAAGCAGACAUCCCCAUUCCUAUCAAGGUGCAUCCUGGAUACAAUUUUGUUGGACUACUGUUGGGACCUGAAAGCAAUACUCAGAAGCGACUGGAAGAAGAAACAGGAGCUAAAGUACGAGUUUAUGGAACUAAAAAGGACACAGGGGAGAAGCUUGAAAUUACUCACUCAGACAAAAGCGAAGCUGUGGAUGCUUAUGAGGAGUUGCACGUUAAUAUCUCAGCAGAUACAUAUGAGAAAGUUGACACAGCAGUUGCACUGAUUGAAUUGCUGUUCACUCCAGUAUCUGGUACCGCUGCUGUGUCUUCCACCAGUUCAACUUCUCUCGUCGCCAGCAAUUUAGAUAAUGCUGAUGUGAAUUUGAAGGAGAUGUCUUCGAGCUACAUGAUCAUGACUACAGCUGAUGUUAAUCAAGGUGUUGCACCGCCCAUAUUACUGACUGCUCAGCCUAGGCCACUGCAGUAUCAGCCAUUUACUGCUCCUUGGCUCCCAAUUGCCCCACCUAAUCUUCAGUCACAUCUGUCUUCUGGAUUUGUACCAUCUUUGCCCAACAACUCUGUCCGAUUUCCUCCGCGUCCUUUUGGUGGACUACAUCAUACCUUUGGCUCGAUGCAAAGUAGCUCAUCAGCUGUAAACUCCGGAUCUCAGUUUCCUAUGCAAGCUAUGCAGCAACCUUUGAAUCAAGCUCCACCACCUAAUAAUCUUACUGGUCAGCAGCCUCCAGCUUAUCCUAAUAUGCUUUCCAAUGUGCCUUCUUUUGCUGCUUCACAACCACUUUUCUCAGGAGCCGUGCAUGCUUCAAGCCAUGUAGCAUCCUUGAGUCCACAACCAAUGGCCACGGCUCCAGAUGCAUCAUUGACCAGCAGGCCAUUAACUACACUACCUCCUGCUGGAUGGUCUACUGCACCUCAGAUUGUCCCAUUGUUACAAAGGCCUGCCUUGCUUCCCUCAUCAGCUCCACUGAUGAGGCCUCCACUGGUUGUUUCAUCACCAGCUAUUGCUACAGCUCCUAAUGUGCCUUCUAAUGUCAGCAGGCCUCCAGCAGCCAUUGGCACUCUACCUUUACAACCAAAUAUGCCUACAAAUGAAACCAAUAGGCCUUUAGCGACAAAUUUUGCUCCUCCAACUGCUUUCCCAUUCAGACCAAGUACCUCACAGUUUACUUCAGUUCUGCAAACUGGAGCCCCAUUGUCGACUCCUAUGCCUUCAUCGACUCCAGUACCUCCACAUAUGCCUUCACCUGCACCUAGACCAAUGCCGAUGCUUCCAGGCAUACCAGCUCCAGUGCCACGUCCACCUGCUGUUUUUCAAAGUGCAGCUCCACUUGGUGGAUCUAACCUUGCCAUGACUCAAGCAUCUGCUCCUUCCCAGCCUUUGGUAACUAUAAUGGGGCAAGCUCAAAUACCCCUUCCGUUGAAAUUUCCUGUACAAUCUUCAAUGCCAGUGCAGCCACCAGGAUCAUUGCCUCAGCUAGCACCUGUAACACCCAUCUCCCUUUCUGGAGUCAUGCCUGGUUUCUCACAUGUAACCCACCCACCAAAUACAGUCAUCACCACACCACCCGUUGCAGUCCCAAAACCUCCACGCCCAAUUUCUGCUGAUUUUACGUUUCGGCCACUUGGUGCACAAGUUCCUGCAUCUCCAACACCUCGAAGGCCCAAUGUUCAGACUGCACAACAGAUGACUGCUGUUGCUGCACCUCAGCCCCCGUCUUUCAGACCAGCUUUGCAAAAUUCAACUUCAUCCAUCAACGCUCAAGGGUUUCCUAGGCCUUUAGCUGUCAAUCAAACAAAUCCAUCUCAAGCUCCUAUUCGCCUGCCACCUUCCUCGGGUGUUCCUUUUUCAGUUGAUCUGACCAUGGUACGGCCUCCUCCAAACCUUCCAGCAUUCUCAGAUACAAACUCCAUUCGAUUAACUGGUCCAUCAAGUCAAAUGGGACCAGGCUUUUCCUCGGCUGCCCAAUCAUCUAAUCCACCUCGCAUGCCUGCCUGGUCUAUGCCUAUCAUACAAACAUCUCAGAAUCAGUUGCGACCUGCGAACAGACCAAACAGUCCAGCCGUUCCGAUGCAACAGUUGGGUGCUAACCAUCCUGGUUAUAUGGCUGGUGUAGCCUCAUCAAAUGCCGGAGGGAAUCAGAUUUAUGAUCCUUUCUCACCAACGUCAGUUUCAUCCGCACCUAGAAAGGCAGAAGAAAAUCAUACUAACAUGAGGAAAACAGAAACAGAUGCAGAGUACGAAGAUCUCAUGACAUCUGUUGGUGUCAAGUGAUUCAACCCAUAUGUUAUGGUACUAAGUGAAGGUCUCGGCAAGCAGUCAUUAUAUGCCACAAGGCUCUCGGAAUAUUUGGGUCCAAGAGAGAUCAGAUUCCUCAAGAGUUGCCCAAGAGUCACAGAUGAUGAACUUGUAUAAGAGUUUUUUUCCAAGGGACAAAGGUAGGAGAUGUUCAUUAUACUUUUUGCUAUUACUCGUAUGUUGUAUAUCUGCACAAAUAUUAAGGGCACACUAAGUUCACAAGGUAUGGUGGUUCCUUCAUAGGAUUAAUGUGCACAAAUACUCCAAUUUUAACCAGGUUUCUAUAUGCUCUUUUUCUUU